Molecule: messenger RNA, 2085 nt
Organism: Cannabis sativa
Lineage: Eukaryota; Viridiplantae; Streptophyta; Magnoliopsida; Rosales; Cannabaceae
Exons: 8
Coding region: 1-2085 (694 amino acids)
Biological process (GO): proteolysis
Molecular function (GO): cysteine-type peptidase activity
Source: RefSeq, a predicted model, not a curated record
AUGGAGUUUAUUGGCCGAGAACAGUCAGAUGAUGACUUUGAUGAUGUUCCAUUGUCAAAGUUUAAUGUUGAUAAAGUUGGAUCUUCUGGUGUACAGAAGGAGUUUACUGGUGGUUUUGACGUCGAUGGUGUGAAGCGUAAGAUGAAGGAUUUUAUUUCUAGGCAAAAGAAGACUGAUGAGUCUAUUGAAGUAUUGGAUAAGGUGUUGGAGGGUAGAUUCAAGGAGUUGCAGUUAAGUCUUCAGUCGUAUAUUGACUCAAAGAUCAGUGAAGGCUUGGUUUUUUUUAUGGAAUUGAAGUUUAAUGAGUUGAAGGAAGCUAUUGAAAAUGCAAAAAUUUCUAAAGAUGGAAAUGAUAGUCCUGAUGAGAGCGAUGGCAAGAAUGAUGAUUUAAAUGAUGUUGAAGUUUUUGAUGUGAAAAAUCAAGAUGCAAUUGAAACUGUUGGACUCGAUGAGAAUAUUCAAUAUACUCAGGUUUUUAAUGAUGAUGCUCCUUCAUUUGAUAUUAUGAGUUUUAUUUCUAGUAAACCUAAUUGGUUUACUGAAGAAAAAAAGAAUACUGAUAAAUUAAAUGAUGAAGAACAAAUUGUUGAUGAUCAUGGCCUUUUUAAGGAUGAUGUUAAAAAAUCUAAGGAGGAUGAAGAUGAUGGUGGAGAUGACCAGGCAAGUUUAUUUAUUUUUAGGGUUUGGGGGGGUGGUGAUGCUGUUAAAGCUAUUGGUUCAGAUGGGACAAAUAAAGACAAUGUUGAGGGAAAGAAUAUUGAAGAAGCAAAAGAUGUUGCAGAUGGGAGUAAUAAAGAUAAUGUUGAGGGUAGAGCAGUUGAUGUAGAUGCAAGUGUAAAUGAUGUUGAAGGUGUUGCUAGUAAGGGAAAGUUGUUUGAUAGUCAAGGAACUGAGGAUAGUAUCACUACUGAUGUUGUUGGUGUUGAGAAGAAACAUGGUUCUCAAGAAAGUUUUUUUGUAUCUACCAUGGAGGUUGUUAAUGAUCAUUUGGUUUCCUAUGAAGACGGUUUGGAAAAGGGAAAAUCUAUAAAAUUGGAGGAAGCAACUACUACAGUUGGAAAUAGAGAGAGGAAACCUAGUUCUGUAUACAACAGUCCGUAUACCACAGAAUUUGGUUCAGGUAGUAUUGGUAAACCAAAAGGUGGACGUCCUGGAUCAUGUGCUUUUGGCUUUGGCUUUUUCAAUGUAAUUGAUGAUGUGCAAUCUAAAUCUUUUGAUCAGUGGUUUAAGAUUGGGUUUAAUGAUAAAAACAAAGUGAAGAAGUUUAAAGAAUGUCAUAGGAAGCUUAAGGUUUCAUUGGAUUUUGUGGUUUGUCAAAUCGACGAUAAGAUGUGGUUCUAUGAUUUGCUUACUGUUGGGAAGAACUUGUCAUGCUCGCAUAUUGAUGUUUGUUUCUACUAUUUGAGAAAGAAGUUAAAGUAUGACCAGUCUGUGAAAAUUUAUGGUAACACUACUGAUUGCUUCUUUGCUUCUCAAAUUUUCGAAUUAUAUAAUGAGUUUGUUGCAAGUGGUGAAAAUGUUGAUUCGAUUAAGAAGGAUUCUAAGGCAGCUGCAUACAUAGCGGGGUUUUAUAUGUUAUGCAGUAAACCCUGGGCUGAGCUUGAUUUCGUUCUAAUGCUUGUUAACGUGAUUGUUCUUGCUCAGUGGAUAUUGUGUAUUCUUGACAUUAAGAUGAGAUGCUUAAAAGUGUUAAAUUCUAUGAGGUUUGGGAGGUACAAGAACAACUCAGAGAGUUUUGUUCGUGCAUUUGCUGUAAUAAUUCUUAUCUUGUUGUCACAUGUUAAUUUCUAUGAGGGGAGAAAAGAUAUUGACAGGAGUAGUAAGCACUGGCAAGGUAAAAAAGAUACUGAUGCGUUUGAUAUUGUUGUGGUUGAUAAUUUGCCACAACAAGAGGAUAGUGAUUGUGGUAUUUUUAUCAUAAAGUAUGCUCAUUUCUUUAUGCAUGGAUUGAUUGAUAAGAUUCCUAAGAAGUUGGACAUUGCAUUCACUCGUAAGAAGUUGUGUGUUGAUCUGUUUGUUCAUGCAAAGAAGAAGGAGUUGGGUGGGUACGAGUCUACUUCGGAGAAGCCAGGAAGGAUGCCAUAG